AUGGACCAGUCGGCCGACUUCUUCGAUCCCCAAAACCAGCGCGCAGCACAACUGCGAGAGCAAUGUGCCAUGGAAACCCUCGACGACCUCCUCGACUACAUUCUCAAUGGCAACGGCUCCGUGGGCAUCUUCGACGCCACCAACAGCACCCUCGCCCGCCGCAAGCAAAUCAUGAUGAAGAUUCGCCAACGCGCCGGCCCCGAACUCAACGUGCUCUUUGUCGAGUCCGUCUGCCGCGACCAGUCCCUGCUAGAGUCCAACAUGCGUCUCAAGCUCUCUGGUCCCGACUACCAAGACAAGGACCCCGUCGCCGCCCUUGCCGACUUCAAGAAGCGCGUGGCCAUUUACGAGAAGAAUUACGUGCCGAUUGGCGACUACGAAGAGGAGAACAACAUGCCAUAUGUGAAAAUGGUCGACGUGGGCCGCAAGAUGAUCUCCCACCAGAUCAAAGGCUUCUUGGCGGGCCAGGCUGUCUACUACCUCCUCAACUUCAACCUCGCCCCGCGCAUGAUUUGGAUAACGCGACACGGCGAGUCCACCGACAACGUCGCGGGCAAGAUAGGCGGCGACUCUGAACUGAGCGAAAACGGGCAGAGGUACGCUCGCGCCAUGACGCGCUUCAUCUCUACCCAACGCAAAGAAUGGGCCGUCCGUCAAGCGGACAAGAUGGCCAAUACCCAUUUCCCCCCAGCGCCCGGGGACCAUACGCCGCCGAAUCCGCACUACAGCCAUGAAAUCGACGAGGCGCACAAUUUCUGCGUGUGGACUAGUAUGCUGAAGCGCAGUGUGCAGUCGGCACAAUACUUUUGUGACGAGGACUUUGAAGUCAAGCAAAUGCGCAUGCUCGACGAGCUCAACGCGGGCAUCAUGGAGGGCCUGACGUACGACGAGAUCCGGUCCAAGUACUCUGACGAAUACCUCCGCCGGCGCCAGGACAAGCUCGCGUACCGCUACCCCGGCCCCGGCGGCGAAGGCUACCUCGACGUCAUCAACCGGAUCCGACCGGUGAUUGUCGAGCUCGAGCGCAUGACGGACCACUGUCUGCUGAUUACGCAUCGCAGUGUCGCCCGCGUCCUGCUCGCCUACUUUCAGGGCCUCAAGCGCGAGGACGUUGCCGAUCUCGAGGCCCCGCUCGGCAUGCUGUAUCAGCUUGAGCCGAAGCCGUAUGGGGUCGAGUUCAAGGCGUGGAGGUAUAAUAGUGCGACGGAUGAUUUUGACCUUUUGCCGGAUUAUAAGCUUAGGCGGGCGGCGUCGGGUAUGGCGAAUUGA
Messenger RNA from Plenodomus lingam JN3, 1269 nucleotides. The record is from RefSeq and is a predicted model, not a curated record. NCBI's taxonomy places the organism in Eukaryota, Fungi, Ascomycota, Dothideomycetes, Pleosporales, Leptosphaeriaceae.